Molecule: messenger RNA, 291 nt
Organism: Strongylus vulgaris
Lineage: Eukaryota; Metazoa; Nematoda; Chromadorea; Rhabditida; Strongylidae
Source: the annotation of a GenBank genome assembly
GAUUAUUCGAUAUUUGAUAGAGAAGUUUGGGAAACAAUGCGUAUUGGUACACAGCUCGCAUUCGGAUCGUGCAAAAACGUUAUAAGCAACCGAAAAUUCCUUACCUGGCUCAAGGACCAACACUUUGAUUUGGCAUUUGUGCACGUCUACCAGACUUGUCCAAUAGGACUCGUUGAAAUCGGUCGUAUUCCAACAUGGAUAUGGCUAAAUAGCUCUCCAUUGAUGGAUCAUGUUGCACAACGAGUCGGAGUUCCAACUAUCCCCAGCUAUAUUCCACGUACGUUCUUUUAG